CCCGCUGACCCCUUCUUUCUGAUUUCUUCAUGCUGGUUCAACAUUAACCUGCAGGGGCCAGAUCGGCCUGCCUGUGAUCCCUACGUCCACAGCUUCUCCACGGUCACCAUGAUGGGUGUUCAGGGCCUGACCCUACAAAGCUACCUGACCCUAGGAGUCUUGGUAUCUCUUGCCCACUGUGAACAUGUGUUCCUAAACCAGCAGCAGGCACUGUCUGUGCUCCAGAGGGUCCGGCGGGCCAACAGGGGCCUCCUGGAGGAAAUGAGAGCAGGAAACCUAGAGCGGGAGUGUCUAGAGGAACAGUGCAGCUACGAAGAGGCAUUCGAGGCUCUGGAGUCCACAGCAGCCACGGAUACAUUCUGGACCAAGUACAAAUUUUGUGAAUCUGUGAGGACAACCUCAAGAGUCAUCUUUGAUGCCUGCCUAGAAGGAAAUUGUGCAGAGGGCAUAGGGUCCAAUUACCGGGGGAACAUCUCCAUCACCAAGUCUGGGAUCCCAUGCCAGCUCUGGAGGAGUCACUACCCGCACAAGCCAGAGCUCAACUCCACCACGCACCCUAAUGCUGACCUCCUGGAAAAUUUCUGCCGAAACCCAGAUGGCAGCUCUACCGGACCCUGGUGCUACACCAGUGAUCCUACCCUGCGGAGAGAGGAGUGCAGCAUCCCCCUCUGUGGAAAGGACAACAGCUUCACUGCGCCUCUGACCCCAAGAAACCCCAACCUGUCGGCAGAAAGGAGCUCACAGCCUUGCAUCCCCGAUGAGGGACAGAAGUACCAAGGACGCCUUGCUGUCAGUGUGUCCGGAGCCCCCUGCCUGCCCUGGGCCUCUGAGCAGCUCAAGUCGCUUCUCAAGGAGAACAGUUUUGACCCUGCUGUGUCCUUGGAUGAGAACUAUUGCCGAAAUCCGGAUGGUGAUGAAGAGGGCCUCUGGUGCUUUGUGGCUGGGAACCCCAUUGCUCCAGAAUACUGCCAGGCCAGCUACUGCGACAGCCCCGUGGAUGAGGUGGAUGGAGACUUGGAGCCAGAGCCAGAGACCAUCGGGGGCCGGACCACAUUUCAGGAGUACCAAGUAUUCUUUAGUGAAAGGACCUUUGGUGCCGGAGAAGCAGACUGUGGGCUUCGGCCCCUGUUUGAGAAGAAGGGCUUGGAGGACAACAGUGAGAAGGAACUGAUGGAUUCUUACAUUGGCGGGCGCAUUGUGCAUGGGGAUGAUGCUGAGCUGGGCGCCGCUCCCUGGCAGGUGAUGCUUUUCCGGAAGACCCCUCAGGAACUGCUAUGUGGAGCCAGUCUCAUAAGUGACCGCUGGAUCCUCACCGCCGCCCACUGCCUCUUCUACCCUCCCUGGGACAAGAAUUUCACAGUGGAAGACAUGCUAGUGCGCAUAGGAAAACACCAUCGCUCCAAGUAUGAACGUCACAUGGAGAAGAUCGCCAAGUUGGAGAAAAUCCUGAUCCAUCCCAAAUACAACUGGAAGGAGAAUUUGGACCGAGACAUCGCCCUGCUGAAACUAAAACAGCCCAUCACCUUCAGUGACUACAUCCACCCAGUCUGCCUGCCCUCCAAGGACGUUGUCCAAAAGUUAUUCCUGUCCGGUUACAAAGGGAGGGUCACUGGCUGGGGCAACCUGAAGGAGACGUGGACCUCCUCGAAAGAAAACCUGCCCACCCUUAUGCAGAAAAUCAACCUCCCCAUUGUAGACCAGGCCACUUGCCGGGCUUCCACCCGGAUCAAAAUCACAGACAACAUGUUCUGCGCAGGGUACAAAGCUGAUGAUCAGAAGCGAGGGGAUUCUUGUGAAGGAGACAGCGGAGGGCCUUUUGUUAUGAAGAGCCCUUUUGACAAGCGCUGGUACCAAAUGGGAAUUGUGUCCUGGGGUGAAGGCUGCGACCGGGAUGGGAAAUACGGCUUCUACACUCAUGUCUUCCGUCUGAAGAAGUGGAUACAGAAAACCAUCGACCGAUUUGGACUUUAGGGGGCCACCUGCAAGGCCCUAUCCCUGCCCCCAAGCAAGGAGCAUGAACUAGAGAGGUCUCCCCCCUUCCCCAGUGAAGUGGGAAGGUUUGUUUUGUUUUUUAUUUCUAAAAUAUAUAUUUCCCAAUAAAAAUCUUUCCCUCUAUGAGCUUCGGUUAUCCCACUUCUCACAUUUAGCUCCUCCUCUUGGGCUCAGAUGGCCCCCAGAGGGGCUGCUUGGGACAUCUAAGAACCAAGCCACCAUUUGGACCAAAAGGAACCAACUUUGGAAAAGAAAUCACCACAGAAGGCAGGGGUUCUUAACCUUUUGGGGGCUAUAGGCCCCUUGGGCAGUCCGGGGAAGCCUAUGGACUGCUUAUCAGAAUCAUGCUUUUAAAUAAUUAAAGGAAAUAUCAAGUUUCAUUUAGAGGUUAGUGAAAACAAGGAUGUAAUUCUUCCCCAUCCAAGCUCAUAGACACCCCUGAAGUCGCUGCACAGACCCUAGUUAAGGGCCCUAAUGUAAGGAGGCCCAGGCUUGAGGGAGAUGAGAGAAUUUGGGGGUGCAAGGCGGGGGCCAAACUACAGGAAUAGAUUGGACCUAGCCUCCUUUCCCUGUAAGCCCAGAAGGCCCAACAGGGAAACCUCCCCAUCUCACUUUCUCACUCCUGCCUGGAGCUGGCCGAUCAUGUCAGACUUUGUGCGUUCACACCAAAUGCCUGGGUGACCUCAGCCCUCAUUCUCUCUUCCUCCACUCCUCUGAUGAAGAGAUAGCCCUUCUCACCAAGACUAACCCCCUCUACACAUAGCCUCCCUUGAUAAAAGCCGGCUUUUUAAGGGUGGCAAAAUGUUUUUACAUGUUCUCUGAUUUCAUCAUCCCAACCCUGAGAAUUGGGUGUUAUCAUUAUCCCCAUUUUACAGAUGAGGAAACUGAUGCUGAGAGAGUUUAAUAGGGUCACUUGGCUACUAAGUAUUUGAGACAGGAUUUAAACUCGUCUUCCAGACUCCAACCCCCAUGAUCUUAUCUACACCAGUCCACUUAGCUGACUGUUUAUAAAUUGGAAAAGGAAUUGGAAUUUAGGAUUAUUUUUUAAACCACAAGUUAAGGGAUUUAUCUAGUCUUUAAGGCUAUCAGAGAGGACAGAUGUGCCCUCUCAUAGCAUGUCCCUUGGGCCAACUGUUGGCAAUUGGGCUAUAUGAGGCAGGACUGAAAUUUCUAUGUUCCUGUGUAGUUGAGUGCUACAGGUGAAUGAAUGAAUAAAUGGAUGGAGUGA
Messenger RNA from Phascolarctos cinereus (koala), 3220 nucleotides. It is a transcript of the gene F2, whose product is annotated as coagulation factor II, thrombin. Gene Ontology annotation, cellular component: extracellular region. The record is from RefSeq and is a predicted model, not a curated record. Lineage: Eukaryota; Metazoa; Chordata; Mammalia; Diprotodontia; Phascolarctidae. Gene Ontology annotation, biological process: proteolysis; positive regulation of blood coagulation; platelet activation. Gene Ontology annotation, molecular function: serine-type endopeptidase activity; calcium ion binding.